AUGCCGGUUGAGUUAAACAGCCUAACAGAAGGUUGGCUGGAAUUAGAAAGUGAUCCCGGCUUGUUUACUUUACUAUUGGAAGAUUUUGGAGUAAAAGGUGUCCAAGUAGAAGAAAUAUAUGAUUUGCAUAAGCCCUUUGAGAGUCCAGUAUAUGGCUUUAUUUUUUUAUUUCGAUGGAUAGAAGAAAGACGAUCUCGUCGUAAAUUUGUUGAACAAAUAGAAAGUUUUGUACGUGAUGAGGAAACUAUCAAUAAUAUAUUUUUUGCGCAGCAAAUGGUGCCUAACAGUUGCGCUACUCACGCACUUCUUUCCAUUUUAUUAAACUGCCCCAAUCUGCACUUAGGAGAAACACUCAGCAGGUUAAAGCAUCAUACUCUUGGCAUGAAUCCAGAAAACAAAGGAUGGGCAAUAGGAAAUACACCAGAGUUGGCUUGUGCGCACAAUUCUCAUGCAAUCCCACAAGCUCGUAAAAAGACUGAUAAAAAUGCUGGUGUUCCAACUGGACGAUUUACAGGGGAAGCAUACCAUUUUGUAAGUUUUGUGCCUAUCAAUGGGCACCUCUUCGAAUUGGAUGGCUUAAAGCCUUAUCCUACAGAUCAUGGCCCAUGGGCUACUGAUGAAGAUUGGACUGACAAAUUCAGGAGAGUGAUGGCUGAGAGGCUUGGUAGAGAUGCAGGUGAACAAGUGCAUGAUAUCAGAUUUAAUUUAAUGGCUGUUGUUCCUGACAGAAGAAUAGCUCUUACACAAAAGUUGCAAGCUCUUGAGAUGAACCAGAAAAGAGUAAAAGAAGCAAUAUCAAAAAUCGGCAAACAUUUGCGUCAUUUGUUAAGUAAGAACAGGGAAUUUAAUGAAGAUACCAUGUCUCAAAUGAACAAUGAGAACUCUAUACUUGAUACCAUUCAGAUAACUGAGGAAGCUAUUCUGAAUGCAAUAGAAUCAUCACAAACACAAACAUAUGAUAUUGAUUACACUGAUCCCAUCACAAUUGAAAUUGGUGCUUCAGACAGGCCACAACAGGAUAACAGCUUAGCUCUAGUGGAUCCAGUAGAACAAGGCGAUACUGUAAAGUUUGUAACCUUAAAUAGGGACUGCCAGAUCUUGGAUGAUAUAUAUCCGACAUCAACAUCUGCUUUAGUGAAAAGCAAUGAGAUGCCUGUACUAGUAUACUGUGAGGCUGCGCCCGAGCAACCGUUCAAGUUGAAAAAACUAUUAUUAACUCACCCAGAACUAAAUAUGCUAAUGACGAAUAUUGUCAAUGAAGUGCAAUCGUGUCAGCAGGCUCUGAACGAUGAGAAUGAUAAAAGAGAUAUGUAUAAGGUGGACGACUGCCGACGCACGCACAACUACGACGAGUUCAUCUGCACGUUCCUGUCGAUGCUGGCGGAGCGCGGCGCGCUGGCGGAGCUGGUGGCGGCGCAGCUGGAGCGCGGGCGCGCGCCGCGCGUGCGCCGCCGCCGCCCGCGUCCGCGCGCCCGCACACGCGCCCGACCCCGCCCGCGCCCCCGCGCCCGCGCGCGCAACUGA
This is a messenger RNA of Parnassius mnemosyne (clouded apollo), 1524 nucleotides long. The record is from the annotation of a GenBank genome assembly. Lineage: Eukaryota; Metazoa; Arthropoda; Insecta; Lepidoptera; Papilionidae.